Molecule: messenger RNA, 2193 nt
Organism: Drosophila willistoni
Lineage: Eukaryota; Metazoa; Arthropoda; Insecta; Diptera; Drosophilidae
Product: 39S ribosomal protein L13, mitochondrial
Exons: 7
Coding region: 74-2131 (685 amino acids)
Biological process (GO): peptide catabolic process; translation; proteolysis
Cellular component (GO): ribosome; cytosol; mitochondrial large ribosomal subunit
Molecular function (GO): zinc ion binding; aminopeptidase activity; structural constituent of ribosome
Source: RefSeq, a predicted model, not a curated record
AAUGGCGCAUCUCUAAUAGAAUAUUUCGGACGGUAUUUCUUUUCUCAGUUUUUUCUAUUAAAAACAUAUUAAAAUGUCGGUGGCCAAGCGUGUUCAGCAAUGGGCCACAUUUGCGCGCACUUGGCACAUUUACGAUUGCACCUGGCAAAAUCCUUUUGAGUCCGCACGCCUGGUUAAAACCCAUUUAAUGGGCCUCCACAAACCCAUAUAUCAUCCAAUGAUCUCUCGGCGCGGCUUGUCCACGACACUUCUGAAAACUCAACCAAUUUAUCAAGUACAAAAACGUAAGAUGGGACGUCUGGGCACCGUUGAUCCUAGUUCCUAUUCCCAGCCGGAAUUGAUAACCACCGAGCAUAGCUUCUUCAACUGGAAAGUGGACUUUGAGGGCACAAAAUUGCAAGGAAGUGUUCAACAUCGUUUCAAUGUGCUGGCCAAUAAUCUAGAGAAGAUUUUGUUGGAUGUACGUGACAUUAAUGUGAAAAAUGCCACCUUGUUGGCUGGAGGGAAUGAGGUGCCAAUCAAUUACUUCAUCAGUGAUGCCGUCGAAGAUAUGGGACAGAAAUUAACGUUGGAGUUGCCAGCCGGCACGGCUAAGGGAAGCCUCAAUGUACGCAUUGAUUAUGAGACUUCGAACAGUGCCAGCGCCCUGCAAUGGCUAAAUCCAGCACAGACAUUGGGCAAGGAGCAUCCCUAUAUGUUCUCGCAGUGUCAGGCCAUCCAUGCUCGUUCCGUUUUGCCCUGCCAGGAUACGCCGGCAGUCAAGUUCACCUACGAAGCGGAGGUGGAGCAUCCCAAAGAGCUUACAGCUCUGAUGAGUGCCUUGAUUGAGAAAAAGACGGAAGGCAAAACGCAUUUCAAGCAAGAAGUACCCAUUCCUGCCUAUCUGGUUGCCAUAGCCAUUGGUAAAUUGGUAUCCCGUCCCCUUGGGCCGAAUUCCAAUGUCUGGGCCGAAGAGGCAAUCGUAGAUGCAUGUGCCGAGGAGUUCUCCGAGACGGCAACCAUGCUGAAAACAGCCUCCGAUCUGUGUGGUCCAUAUGUAUGGAAGCAAUAUGAUUUGUUAGUGAUGCCUCCAUCAUUCCCAUUCGGUGGUAUGGAGAAUCCAUGCCUCACCUUUGUCACUCCCACUCUAUUGGCUGGUGACAAGUCACUUGCCGAUGUGGUGGCCCAUGAGAUUGCCCACAGCUGGACUGGCAAUUUGGUCACCAAUAAGAAUUUCGAACACUUUUGGCUAAAUGAAGGCUUCACCGUAUUCGUCGAGUCCAAGAUUGUGGGUCGCAUGCAGGGCGCCAAGGAAUUGGACUUUAAGAUGUUGAGCAACUUGACCGAUUUGCAAGAGUGUCUGCGAACGCAAUUGUCUACUACACCAGAAUUAUCAAAAUUGGUUGUAGAUUUAACCAACUGCGGCCCCGAUGAUGCUUUCUCCUCUGUGCCUUACUUUAAGGGAUCGACAUUCUUGCGCUAUUUGGAGGAUCUAUUCGGUGGUCCAAGUGUCUUUGAGCCAUUUUUGCGUGAUUAUUUGAAGAAAUAUGCAUACAAAUCGAUUGAAACAAAUGACUUUAAAGAGGCCCUAUAUGAAUACUUCAAGGAUGGUGAUAAAAAGGAUAAAUUAACUGAAGUUGACUGGCAAUUGUGGCUCACUAGCGAAGGCAUGCCACCCAUUAUCCCAAAAUUCGAUGAAUCGUUGGUGAAUGUUACCAAAAACCUGGCCAAAUUGUGGAGCACCAAGAGCGUUGCCGAAUUGGUUGAUAAUGCUGAAAUUAAGCAGAAAAUUUCCAUUCAUCAGCUAAUCGAUUUCCUGGGUAAACUUAUUGAAACCACCGAUAUUGUUGAUCUUAACGAGGCCAAAAUCGAACUGCUCGAGAAGACCUACAAUCUGCAGAAUUCCAAGAAUGCUGAAGUGCGUUUCCGUUUGAACCGUUUGAUUAUACGAGCUCGUCUAAUCAAUCGCCUGGAUGAGCUUAUUGAAUUUGCCAAUUCCAAUUUCCGCAUGAAGUUCUGCCGUCCCAUCUAUCGGGAUCUGGCUGCCUGGCCCGAGGCAAAACCCGCAGCUGUGAAGAACUUCCUGAGUGUUAAGGAUCAAAUGAUGGCUGUGUGUGUGCAUACAAUUGAAAAGGAUUUGGGUUUGAAAUAGAUUUGAGAUGAGAAAAGAGUUGUGCAUUUGUGAAAUAAAUUGAAAAUUGUAAACAGUUUAAA